CCCCCCCCAUAAGCCAGGACAGGGUAAAACAAGUCUUUGGAACUUAUGCAUUUUCCUAGAAUUAAAGAACUUCAAAACUAGAAGGAACCACCUACUGUACGGUAUAGCCCCUGCACAUCAAGGUUGAGAGGCCUGAAACCAAAAGCACUUGCUCAAGGUUACGCAAACAGGCUGUGGAUGGCAAAAGCUGGACUUGCCACACACCCACCCACCCACACAUAUAUGCACAUAAAGAAGACAUUGCAGUCUCAUGUGUUUUAGAGUAGGACUGUGCUCCACAGAGUUUCCAAUGGCUGUCAUCUUUCAGAAGUAGAUCACCAGGCCUUUCUUUCAAGGCAAUUCUGGGUGGAUUUGACCACCGACCUUUCGGUUACUAGCCGAACACUUAACUGUUUGCACCACCCUUCAGCAUGGUGGAUAAGAACUGCACGCUGUAGAAUGAGAUUGUCUGUUUUCAGGUUCCGGCUUUGCAGCUUAUUAACUGGCCUUCGGUGACUUCCCUGUGCUUCUGUAAAAUGGGGAUAAUAAUACUACUCAUACCACAAGGUUAUUGGGGAGGAUUAAAUGAGAUAACUUAUAUAAAGUGCCUGGUGUAGCACCGGAAACAUGUUGUUAAUUGCCGUCAAGUUAAUUCUGACUCAUGACAACCCUACAUGUACACAGUAGAACUACUCCAUGGAGUUUUCAAGGCUGUGACCUGUUGGAAGCAGAUUGCCAGGACUGUCUUUCGAGGCACCCCUGGGUGGGUUCGAACCACCAACCUUUCAGUUCGUAGUCAAGCGCUUAACUGUUUGCACUACCCGGGGAGUCCCACCUGAAACAUAGAAAACCCUUAAUAGUCAGCAGCUGUCAUUCUUCUACUAUGUUGUAUUGUAUCUAUAGGUACCUACAUUUAUCUCUCUUAUUACAUACUCAUUGGUCAUCUGACACAGAGCCUUAGGGAUUAAGGGCAACUUUGAACUACCCUGGCACAAUUAAAGCAAAGAUCGUGCCUGUGGGAGAAGUAGGGCAUCAGCCCUAUCUGCAGCUUCACGUCACAGACAGAGACUGUUGAAGGAGCCCAUCUCCUGACUCCUGAACUUUCCCACAGAGAGUCCAAGUAGAUGACCAGUGGAGCCUGGUAAUUUGCCCUGGGGAGACUGACUGUUUUUUGGAGUCAAUCUGACUUUUGUCCACAUUGGAGGAAGAUCUUCAGGGCUGGUGUUCCGAAUGCCAAGAUUCCCUCACUAAUUGGUACUACGAGAAGGACGGGAAGCUCUACUGCCACAAGGACUACUGGGGGAAGUUUGGGGAGUUCUGCCACGGGUGCUCCCUGCUGAUGACAGGGCCCGUCAUGGUGGCUGGUGAGUUCAAGUACCACCCAGAGUGCUUUGCCUGUAUGAGCUGCAAGGUGAUCAUCGAGGAUGGGGACGCAUAUGCACUGGUGCAGCACGCCACCCUCUACUGUGGGAAAUGCCACAACGAGUUGGUACUGGCACCCAUGUUUGAGAGGCUUUCCACGGAGUCCGUACAGGACCAGCUGCCCUACUCCGUCACGCUCAUCUCUAUGCCAGCCACCACUGAGGGCAGACGAGGCUUCUCCGUGUCCGUAGAGAGUGCCUGCUCCAACUACGCCACCACUGUGCAAGUAAAAGAGGUCAACCGGAUGCAUAUCAGUUCCAACAACCGCAAUGCCAUCCACCCUGGGGACCGCAUCCUGGAGAUCAAUGGGACUCCUGUCCGUACACUGCGAGUGGAGGAGGUAAAGGACAGGAUUAGCCAGACGAGCCAGACACUUCAGCUCUUAAUUGAGCAUGACCCCGUCUCCCUGCGCCUGGACCAGCUUCGGCUGGAUGCACGGCUCUCUCCCCACAUGCAGAACGCUGGCCACUUCCCCACCCUCAGCACCCUGGACACCAAGGAGAACCUGGAGGGGACGCUGAGGAGACGCUCCUUGAGGCGCAGUAACAGCAUCUCCAAGUCUCCUGGCCCCAGCUCCCCAAAGGAGCCCCUGCUGCUCAGCCGGGACAUCAGCCGCUCAGAAUCACUCCGCUGUUCCAGCAGCUACUCACAGCAGAUUUUCCGGCCAUGUGACCUCAUCCACGGGGAGGUCCUGGGGAAGGGCUUCUUCGGGCAGGCCAUCAAGGUGACACACAAAGCCACAGGCAAAGUGAUGGUCAUGAAGGAGUUGAUUCGGUGUGAUGAGGAGACACAGAAGACUUUUCUGACUGAGGUGAAGGUGAUGCGUAGCCUGGACCACCCCAAUGUGCUCAAGUUCAUUGGCGUGCUGUACAAGGACAAAAAGCUGAACCUGCUGACAGAGUACAUCGAGGGGGGCACGCUAAAGGACUUUCUGCGCAGUGUGGACCCGUUCCCCUGGCAGCAGAAGGUCAGGUUUGCCAAAGGCAUCGCCUCCGGAAUGGCCUACCUGCAUUCCAUGUGUAUCAUCCACCGGGACCUGAAUUCGCACAACUGCCUCAUCAAGCUGGACAAGACGGUGGUGGUGGCAGACUUCGGGCUGUCACGGCUCAUAGUGGAGGAGAGGAAAAAGCCCCCAGUGGAGAAGGCCGCCACCAAGAAACGCACUUUGCGCAAGAGUGACCGCAAGAAGCGCUACACAGUGGUGGGAAACCCCUACUGGAUGGCCCCAGAGAUGCUGAAUGGAAAGAGCUACGAUGAGACCGUGGACGUCUUCUCUUUUGGAAUCGUUCUCUGUGAGAUCAUUGGGCAGGUAUAUGCAGAUCCUGAUUGCCUGCCCCGCACACUGGACUUUGGCCUCAACGUGAAGCUUUUCUGGGAGAAGUUUGUCCCCACAGACUGUCCCCCAGCGUUUUUCCCCUUGGCCGCCAUCUGCUGCAAACUGGAGCCCGAGAGCAGACCAGCAUUCUCAAAACUGGAGGACUCCUUCGAGGCCCUGUCCUUGUACCUGGGGGAAUUGGGCAUCCCGCUGCCUGCAGAGUUGGAGGAGCUGGACCACACUGUGAGCAUGCAGUACGGCCUGACCCGAGACUCACCACCCUAGCCCUGGCCCAGCCCCCUGCAGGGGGGCGUUCCAUGGCCAGCAUUGCCCCCUCUGCGCCCCAUCCUGUGGCUUCCUGUGGAUUGGUGGCUUGUUUAGAAGCAGCACAAGCCAUUCCUACUACCUCCCCAGGAGGCGAGCGGGCGUAGCACCAGGGAAACACAUCUCCACAGGUUUUGGAGCCUGGUUACUGUUUCUAAACCCAAUACUCGCCUGAAAGCUGUGAAGAAGAAAAAAAAAAGCCUGACCAGGAGGAAUCUGUUACUUGGGACCACUUGGGAACUCCCUGGCAUUGGGUUUCCACCCCCAGAGACUCUGGAGGCUCUUGCCUAUGCCAAUCAGCAUAAGGUGGACCUGCUGGGCAGGAUUCUUGGGGGAGCCUGCCUGUGGGCUCUGAAGUCUCUAGUCAAGCUGGUGCACAAAGACUUCAAGUGGGUCUGUGGACCAUAGAGACUGGCAGCCAGGUGGCGCUCCAGGGGUGUGAAAUGGUAGUGGUGCUGUCCUGCCUCCCCUGGGACGGAGUUGGGCUUAGAAGAGUCUCUUAGUUGGUUUGUGCUGGAACUGGCCAAGAGUUAGGGGAAGGACUGGUUUCUGUUCACUUCCCCGGGGCUGCUCUGGCCAGCCCAGGGACCACAUUGAUGUGAGGGGAGCUUCCACCUCAUCUUCUCAAACUGCAGUACUGGAGACUGGCUGGGACCUUCUGGGCGAGGGUCCUUUCUGCCUGUAACAAGCAGUCACCCAUAAGUGCAGGAAAGAAAGAGGCUCUGCCCUCUGAAACACCCAUAUCCUGGCUACUGUCACACAUACCCUAGCGGGCUGCUCAGCUGUAGCCCAGAAGCUUCUUCUCACCAGAUUUGCAGACAUUUUGCCUAAAGCUAGAUGGUCCCUGGAGGACAGAGUAGCUUGUUACAGGCCGAGGAUCUCAGACGGGGAAGUGGGAGGAGACAGCAUUCUCUUGGCCUUGUGGCAGCCACUACUCACCCUUCCACAUCCCUGGUCCAGGCAACAUGUGGGGCUAGGAAGAGGUGAUGGCAGAGCCUCAGAACUGAGACUCUGAGGGACACAGCUCCCUGAGCUGGGCCAGCUGGCUUCUACCUCCCUUGUUGCUUGGCCCAGUUCACUAGUUGCUGGCCACAGCCCCCUGAGCCACAGCCUUGGGCACUGGACAGCCCUUGGGGCACCCUCUACCUUGGCUUCCAGAGCUCCAGGGGCUCUUCAGCACAACUAGAUUUGCCUCUUUAAGUGUCUGUGAGCUUGCACCAUAUUUAACAAAUUGGAAAUGGGAUUGGGGUAUUAAUGCAAUGUGUGGUGGUUUAUUUUUUGGGGGGUGGGGAUGGGAGUGAUACAGGAGAGUGGUUGCUGUUAAUAGUAUCUUCAUCUUAUUCUGUCAGUUGGGUGAUACGUGAAAUGUUGUAAAUAGACCUGAUGAGUUCUGGGAUCAGAUGUCAUCUCUGGCCAGAGUUUACUUUCUAUCUAUACCGUACAUAGGUGUAGAGUUUGCACGCUUGCUGUGGGGUUGAGCCCUGGGCUUCCAGUAGCAGCAAGGUUUAGCAUUGUGUGGCUGGUUGUGCCUCAGCUGUCCCCAGCAAGUGUGGGAGUGGUGGGUGAGCUAAAUUUAUUUAUCAGACUAAAUAAAUUAAGCAGUUAAUAUAACUGAUGAUACUGAGGUGAAAAAAGUGACUUGGGGCCUGGCUCAGGAAGAUAAAUGUGAGUCUGUUGUCCUGUGUCUGUGCCAGGAAGUGCAGAGCCUCCCCUGGGCUUUCUAGAGGAACACUGCUGGCUGCCUUCACCCCAGACCACAGAACUCCCCAUUCUGAUGCUCUCCAAGUCCCAUCCUCUUUCCUUGGAUUCAGACACUAACUUGGUCCAGAGAGCACACACAUCCUACCUAAGGCAGCCCAUUCCUGGAAGCAAGUCUGACUGACCCAUCAAAGUCUCACAGAGCCUGACUCCCACCUGCUCGCUGAGUGGGACGUUCAGGCCCUGCUUCCCCCAAAUCCCCUAACAUACAUACACUUCUCCAGCCUCGAUGUCCUAGUGUCCUCUCCGCAGGGCUAGGUAACACUUUCAUGUUGUUAAUUGCCUUUGAGUUGGUUCUGACUCUGUGACCCCAUGUACAACAGAACAAAAUGUUGCCUUAUCCUGUGCCAUCUUCACAAUCAUUGUUAUGCUGGAGUAAACUGUUGUGGCC
This is a messenger RNA of Trichechus manatus latirostris (Florida manatee), 5189 nucleotides long. It is a transcript of the gene LIMK2, whose product is annotated as LIM domain kinase 2. Gene Ontology annotation, cellular component: nucleus; cytoplasm. The record is from RefSeq and is a predicted model, not a curated record. Bases 1319 to 3001 code for a protein of 560 amino acids. The transcript has 15 exons. Gene Ontology annotation, biological process: protein phosphorylation; actin cytoskeleton organization. Gene Ontology annotation, molecular function: protein serine/threonine kinase activity; ATP binding; protein binding. Lineage: Eukaryota; Metazoa; Chordata; Mammalia; Sirenia; Trichechidae.